Molecule: messenger RNA, 2505 nt
Organism: Alosa sapidissima (American shad)
Lineage: Eukaryota; Metazoa; Chordata; Actinopteri; Clupeiformes; Clupeidae
Product: protein FAM83F-like
Exons: 5
Coding region: 83-1597 (504 amino acids)
Source: RefSeq, a predicted model, not a curated record
AGGUAAGGCGAAGUUGACGGAACUACUCCCUUCACCCUUAAAACUCGGGUCAGGAGCUACUGCACACGCCGGCGUCGCAGUCAUGGCUGACUCCCAGCUGGAAUGUAUGGACGACGGUCACAUAAACGACAAAAUCCCGGAGUCCAGGCCGGAGUUUUUAUAUAGCGAAGAGCAGCGCGUUGCCUUGGAGCUGCUACUGAAAGAAGGCGAUGGCGCCUUCAAAAUGCAACUGAAAACAGAAAAUACAAAAGAUUUUUUAUCUGCCCGGGAGAUUAAGUGGAUAAGGGAAACAGUGAAAGAAUAUCAAACAAACGAAGAGGAUGACGAGAAUUCUUCAGCAACACCUGAAAGUAAAGAGAGAGAGGGUUCCUCUUCUAGUUUACGUUCAACAUACUGGCCUCAGCUUUCGGACACUGAAAUACCGCCACUGGAUCUCGGCUGGCCGACAGGAGGUUUCUUUAAAGGUGUCACGCGUGUGGCAGUUUACACGCACCCACCAAAACAGAAUUCGCCUCACAUCAAGGAGGUGGUGCGCAAACUUAUUCAAGAGGCAAACAAGAUGGUCGCCAUAGUGAUGGACCUCCUCACUGACCUCCACAUCCUGCAGGACCUCCUGGACGCCGCCUCUAAGCGCGGCGUGGCUGUCUACAUCGUCCUGGACAUCCGAGGGUCGCCUCAUUUCCUGGACAUGGUCAACAGGCUGCAGGUCGGCCCUCUGCACCUCAAGCACCUCCGGGUGAGGACGGUGAGUGGAGCUGGGUUCCAGCUCUCCUUCGGGACGAUCCCUGGGAUUCUGUGCAGCAAGUACAUGCUGGUGGAUGGAGACAAGGUCAUGUUCGGCUCCUACAGCUUCUCCUGGAGCUCCUUCCGCAUGGACCGUAAUAUGAUCACCGUCAUGUCGGGCCAGGUGGUGGACUUCUUCGACAACGAUUUCCGCGAACUCUACGCCAUCUCCGAGAAGAUGGACCUCUACAAGGAGUUCCACAUCAGCCGUCCCGCUGCGCCGCCCAACCGCACCCCGUCCGUACCCAAGCGUCCGCCCGCCACCUCCCGGUUCCAGGUCAGCCUGGGCGACGCCAAGGGCGUCACCGAGGGCGAGAUGAAGGUGCCCGCGCACAAAUACUACAACCCCAAGUACCAGCUGGCGUUCGGGAGCAACCCGGGACCCACGGCCUCCCUCCAGGACGAGCCCGUUUUGCGAGGGCUGUCCAGCCAGGGGUUGGGAGGGGCGGCAGAGGCCCCCGAGGACAGGCAGUCGGUGCAGGCCAGCAGCGAGCGGCUGGACAAGCUCGGGCCACUGCCCUCGUCGCCGACGGGCAAGCCGGCGGGCAACAAGAAAAAAAGCUCGCUGAAAAACAUUUUCAAGAGGUCGAACAGUCAGAAAGGCGGUACAAGCAGCAAUCCGAGCUCCCCUACGGGUGGUGACAUGCCCAAUGGGAAGGUGGACAGCUUUGAGGACGUGUCUGGGGCAUUGAAGGGGAAAAACAAAAAACUGUCAAAAAUGGGCGCAAAGAGCCAAUCCUUAAUGACGAUCGACACGUCAGAUGAAAACGGGUCCAAAACCAGAAAAAAAUCACCCCGAUGUGCACAGUCUUAGAGGACAACGGACCUUUUAAAGGACAUGUUUUUUUUGUCAACUUCCAUUUUUAACAAACACUUCUUGAUGAAAGCACUUUUUACACUGUCAAACAUGUUUAUAUGUUGAGGAUCUGUUUACUCCAAUCUGUAGACUUUACAGAUGGACUGUUUCUUGCUGUGGAUCAUAUGACCUCUUCUUCAAACAUGUGGGCUCAUUAGAAAAUCAAGGGCUAAAGAAUGUACCCUCUGUUACAAGUCAAAGGGUCUCAGUGUUGGUGUAUCAUUCAGAUGUCUAUAAGAUGGGAUUGGUUUUUACCCUGAGCACGGGACUGGAUGUUGAUUAGAGUAAUAAUUAACUGGCUCACCACGUUGUGCGUAUCUUAUCUCAACAGGAUGUGUUGUCGGCUUCUUUGUAAUGUGAAAUGUCUUAAGUCCACUGACCUCAGGAUUGCCUUUGUGGCGACUCAUAAGCAAACCUUUCUAUGGGAAGACUGACCUCUAGUGGACGAUAAAGAGAACAAUAACAGAAAUUGGUAGAUCAGUCACUUGCAAGCAUACGCCUACAAGCAACACAUUUGCUCUCCUUCCUUCCUCUUCCACACACACACACACACACUCUCUCUCUGUCUCUCUCUCAGUUUUAUCUUCCUCUCUAUCGGAUUCCUCCCUGCCCCCCACCCCCUAUCUCGUCUAUGAGAGGGAGUCGUCCUCUGUGCAGGGUGUGUCAUUACAGUUUUAGCUUUCAGAGCGGAACCACUCACAUGUGAGCAACGCUGAAUCAGGAAGUGCAGAGCCUGCACAGGAAACAGAGGCACCCAGAGGAAACUAAAAGGUGUUAUUUGCCCACCAGUGACUGGAGCAGUUAGUUUCAAAUCAAUCCGUUGUCAACAUUACAAAUAUGUUUACCAUAGACAUAGUGGUUAAAAG